Haemorhous mexicanus (house finch) is the source of this 1411-nucleotide messenger RNA. It is a transcript of the gene AANAT, whose product is annotated as aralkylamine N-acetyltransferase. The record is from RefSeq and is a predicted model, not a curated record. Gene Ontology annotation, biological process: melatonin biosynthetic process; response to light stimulus; circadian rhythm. Gene Ontology annotation, molecular function: aralkylamine N-acetyltransferase activity. Gene Ontology annotation, cellular component: cytoplasm. Bases 118 to 735 code for a protein of 205 amino acids. NCBI's taxonomy places the organism in Eukaryota, Metazoa, Chordata, Aves, Passeriformes, Fringillidae. The transcript has 3 exons.
GCUAACAGUGCUGGAGGAGCUCGGCUGGAAUAAAAGGUGUGGGAGCCGGCAGAGGCUGCCCCGAGCUGAGGGAGCGGUGGGAAGCCAGGCGGGAGGAGGAGGAGGAGGAGGAGGAGGAUGUCGGCACUCAGCGCCUUGCCCUUCCUGAAGCCGGUGCAGCUGCGCUCGCCCCGCAGCCCGCCCGGGGGCCAGCGCCGGCACACGCUGCCCGCCAGCGAGUUCCGCUGCCUCAGCCCCGGGGACGCCGUCAGCGUGUUCGAGAUCGAGCGCGAAGCCUUUAUAUCAGUUUCUGGGGACUGUCCCCUGCACCUGGAUGAGAUCCGACACUUCCUGAACCUGUGCCCGGAGCUGUCCCUCGGCUGGUUUGAGGAAGGGCGGCUCGUGGCAUUCAUCAUUGGCUCCCUCUGGGACCAGGAGAGGCUCAGCCAGGCAGCCCUGACCCUGCACAAGCCGCAGGGCUCGGCCGUGCACAUCCACGUGCUGGCCGUGCACCGCACCGUGCGCCAGCAGGGCAAGGGCUCCAUCCUGAUGUGGCGCUACCUGCAGCACCUGCGCUGCCUGCCCUGCGCCCGCCGCGCCCUGCUCAUGUGCCAGCCCUUCCUCGUGCCCUUCUACCAGAAGUGUGGCUUCCAGGCGCUGGGGCCCUGUCAGGUGACCGUGGGGGACCUGGCCUUCGUGGAGAUGCAGCACGCGGUGCGGGGCCACGCCUUCAUGCGCAGGAACAGCGGCUGCUGAGGCCCCACUGCCCCGGGGGGAUGAGAGGCUGCAGCCCCUCUCCAUCCUCACUGCUGUGAUCCAUCAUCCCUAGCUGGCCCUGGCCACAGCUGCUCCCUCUGCCGCAUCUGCCUUCCAGCCACACCAGCCUGGCCCAAUCCCGCCCCUGCAGGGCUGGGCACAGGAAUUCCUGCCAGAUCCUGCUGGAAGCAUCAGCUCCCUGGGCUCUGCUUUAGCCAGGGCUGCGCUGGCUGCAGGGCCACGAGCCCGCUGGGAUGGAAAGGUUUGCCCUGGGAAUGGCUGGGGGCUCUGCUGUUUUGGGGAUACUUCGAUCCACCAUGGCUUGCUGAGACACCCAGCAGAGCCCCUGCAAACACGUGCCCCAGGGUGGCACCCCUCCCACCAUCACCACCACCAUGACUGGAGCACACCAGGCCAAGGCCUCCCUGAGCAGCCCCCAGGCCAGGCAGGGGCCAUGGCAGCCACCCCCCUGCCCACAGACAUCCUUCCAGCCCUCUUGGAGCACAUUCCCAGCCCACAGCCACCCUGAGCUGCACAUUGCAGAGCCUCCCCAGGGAACCAGCCCAAACCAUUUGGUCCUCCCUGUCCCAGACUCACAACCAGCCCAGGACAAGCCUUCUGCAAACAACUCAGGUUGUUGGAAAGCAGCAAAUAAAGAUGUGGUGGUGAUUUUCUA